Rhizophagus irregularis DAOM 181602=DAOM 197198 is the source of this 469-nucleotide messenger RNA. NCBI's taxonomy places the organism in Eukaryota, Fungi, Glomeromycota, Glomeromycetes, Glomerales, Glomeraceae. The record is from RefSeq and is a predicted model, not a curated record.
AUGGCCCGUUUACUUUGUGAAAUAGACGUUGAGGGUUCAAAUGGUAUUGAAUCUGGCACUGAAAAAGCAAUAAUAUAUGAAACGGAUGAAUUUUUUUAUAUUGAUACUUGUGGAUUUGGUGAUUCAUUUGGUACGACAAAUGAAGAAAUAUUUCAUGAUAUAAUGCGUUUAUUUCAGAAACAUGGAAAAAAUAAUAUCUUUAAUAUCGAUACAAUAUUAUGGUUUUGCCCUGAGAGUGUGAGAGAAAUGGAUCCCCUAAAACACGAGGCUAACUUUAUCCAACGUUUUGUCGAAUAUACUGAUGGAUAUAAACCAAUAGAUUUAUGGAAAAAUGUCUUGAUUAUAACAAAGGGAACUUUCCUAUCGCAUGAGUUAAUUAAUGGUCCAAAAUCUGCUGCAAAGAAUGCUUGUCAGACCUUUUCUAAUAUGCAAAUUGAUGACGAUUCUUUCUUCGUUAAACAUUUUCCAU